Anopheles darlingi is the source of this 11861-nucleotide messenger RNA. RefSeq lists its product as uncharacterized. Gene Ontology annotation, molecular function: ATP binding; ABC-type protein transporter activity. The record is from RefSeq and is a predicted model, not a curated record. The coding region runs from base 839 to 11725 and encodes 3628 amino acids. The transcript has 4 exons. Gene Ontology annotation, biological process: protein targeting; protein import. Gene Ontology annotation, cellular component: membrane. NCBI's taxonomy places the organism in Eukaryota, Metazoa, Arthropoda, Insecta, Diptera, Culicidae.
ACUACCGAAAAGCGUGCGUGACGCAACCCUUCGCGAUAAGGUGGUUUGAGAACUGUGCAGUGUAGCUUUUACUUUAGAUGGUGUCGAUCCUGUGUUUAAAUAGUAAAUACCAAUACCGACAUGUGACAAGCAGUGAUGAAUCUUGUAAAGAAAAGCCAAAGUUUCUGUACACUACUGCGUUGAAUAAGAACUGGUAAUGCGACUACGAACAGUCGAUUGUUUACAUUGGCGACACGUGGCGGUGAAUAUGCACAUGAUAAAAAUAGCGUGACCAAUCACAGCCAAGCAAAGUGUGAAUCAUCGUAAGUGGCCCCUCGUGGCGCUAGUGAAUGUUGCUAUCCCGAACUUUGCACCGACCAUUCACACAACUCUGUUCCAUUCAUAAUUCCUUUUCGAUUUCAAUUAACGAGCCGCUUAGCUGUAGUCAAUGGGACAGUAUGAGUAAUGUACCAAAGUGAUAAAGCUUUGAGCGAUAAUCAGCAGUAAGAGGGUUUCCGCUGUGUUUGGAGAACAUGCCAAUUAAACAGGUACUCGGGUUGAACUCGAGCGUUUAUCUUAAGUACUGAAUGAACGUAUUACAGAAUAUUUUGGUUGCGCCAGAACAUUUAAAUGUAGCCAUCACAUAGGGUAUAAUUUUAUAAACGUAUUUGAAAAAAACGCCUGAGAAAAAGAAACCUAUACAUUUCUGCAACAAGAUUUCUGCAUACUGCUAUUAUUUACACCGAUUGUACCCAAUUCACCUGGCAGAUUCAUCGAAUCAACUGCAAAGGAUUGCCAAUAGUCGUUUGCAGUGUGAUUUAAAUUACAUAAAUUCAUUGCGUCGAAAAAAGCUGACAAAAUGGACGAACAUUCUUUGCUAACGGCAACAUUCAGUGACUCCGAAUAUUCGGAAGAUUCGGAGGACACCGUCGAUACCACUUCUGAUGAAAGUGAUAUGGAUUCGCCCGUAGAUGUCGAACAGGAAAUCGUAAUAAUAAUUGUCAAAGAAAUUGGCGAAAAAAGGUGUUUAACAGUAGUGGUUUCACUUAUUGGUGAUAGAUUUAGACAUGUAAUCAGUACUACCGACGCGAGGAUCAUAACAAAGCAUUACAUUUCAAUUUGCGGCGGAUUUUGGAAAAACGAGGUACGAAGUUAUCUGAAACAAAUUGAACCAAGUAAGAACGCAUCAAUAAUUAAUAAUGUUCUAGAUGCUUUCCAAAGCACUGGGGGCCUUUGUGAGGUUCACGAGCCGUUGAAGAAAGGAGCCUACUAUAAUCUUUUAAUAGAACAUUCUGAGAUGAUAUCCAAGGAAACCGAAGAAUCGCUUAUGGACUGGUACAAAAACGAAUGUUAUCAGUAUGUUAAAAAUUCAAAUGAUGCAAUGAAAAACGAGAUAGUAUUUCUAGAAGCAUUGCUGGAUUUUCUACAUUGCUUUAAAAGCAUCAAUUCAACCUACCUCUCGCUGUAUCUAAAUGAGUUUUGUCUUGGAAAAAUAAGCGUCAGUGAAUUGAUUGCUAAGAUCGGAAGCAUGAAAGACCAAUACUCAGAGGAUAGAUUUCGGAGAUUACAAACUGUGGCUUCAAAGUUGAAAAGUAACAACAGCCUAUAUUUGAAAAAUGAAUUCAAUGCAGCUUUGAGUAGUUUUUUGAAACCAGUGAAAGUGUCCAAAAAAGCUAUUGAUGCGCGUUCAAUAAUCGAAGUGACUGGAACAUACAUUGUUGUAAGCGAAUGUUUAAAAAGUAUCGAACAAAUUUUACAAGCAGAAACGGCAAAAGGGACGGAAGUACACGAGGUUCACUUCGUAGGAGCUCUUGUAGUGCACAUCGACACUGAUUUGAACAACGAAAUUUGGCAUGGUAGAAACAUAGUAGUUUGCACGAGAAUGGUCAGCAUACAUGGCUCUGUGACAUGGAAUGUGUCAGGCAAAAAUGCUGACCACAUUUACAGUACUAAGGCCGGAACGGAUGAUGAAGACAAUGGAAUCCGUGGUAAAGAUGGUUAUCCGGGAGAAAGUGGAGGAAACGUGUUGGUUGUUACGGAUAAAAUAGAAAACUCGACGGCUCUUAAAGUAAUUUCCAAUGGAGGUAACGGUAGCAAUGGGCAGGACGGUGGAGAUGGAAGAGAUGGCCGAAAUGGAACGGGGAUCUCUAAAAAUUCAAUCGAUGAGCGAUUUCCUCCUCCCUGUCGUUUCAAAGGUAAGGAGCAUGGUGGACGAGUACAAACAAUCAUUAAAAGCAUUCAAAGCGCGGCCGCCUCCGUAAAGACGGCAUGGAUCGACGGGAGUACGAUGUCGUUGGAUACAUUGCUUAAAAAUUAUAAAGAGCAAACAACUGUAAUUGCUGACAUUUUCAUAGAAGGGAAAACGGAUGACGGAAACGAAAUAGUAUUUUCAUCCGAUUGUGGAUUGCUGGCUCGACAAUCAUUUUUUCUUUAUAAAGGAACUAAUGGAACGUCUGGUCAUAUGGGUGGAAACUAUGGCCUUGGUGGUCAAGGCGGAUAUCCGGGAGCAGUAAUGAUAGAAUCACUGGGUAAUAGCGAAAAUCAAUUUGUUAUUCAAACAGAAGUAGUAGUAGGAACCGAUGGUAAAUCAGGCAAGAAAGGUAUAAACGGUAAAUCUGGGAAAAAUGGGUGGGAUAUGGGGUAUCUAGACUAUUGGACAUGGAGUUCAGUGGAAUACUAUGGUACUUCCGAAGAUGAAAAGCUAAGAUUAGAGCGUUUUAAUUAUUCUACAAGUACGAACGUAUGGUCGGAAUACUACGAUCGAUACGUGGGAUUCGAAGCAAUAAAAAAUGAACACUCAAAGCAAACGACAUAUGAACAAAGUACGUCUGCAACAUGUUCAAACGAGCGUCAACAUCACGCUUUAGCUGUGAACAAGAAGACUGUCUCAAAACAAUCGAUUCUCGAUCAAUAUUCACUGCAAAUGAACAGUUUGGUGGAAAAUAGAAAUGUAAAUAAUUCAAAAAUGCAGCAACAUUUACACCAUGUAAAUUCGAUGGCCACUAAAAUUGGCGAAACAUUAGCUAACCAGAUACAAAAUAAGAAGCAACAGCAGGCAGUUUUUAAAACUACUCGUCAUUGUAAAUAUGUUGAAGCAAGCGAGCAUUCAAAUGAUGUUUCAGAAGAUGAAUUACUUCACACCAUCCGGCAACAACCCAUCGACAUGGAUCUUCUAGUUGCUAACCUCAAUGAACACAAAUUGACAAUGCAUUACUGGUUUCAAUUAACAAACAUACAGCUCGGCGAUGUAGAGCUUAAUCGUUUACUUGAGGCAAUUAAAACUAGUUCCGUUUUGAGAGGAACAGUUAAAAACUCCGAGACCUGGAAGAUAAUACAGAGCAUACUAGAUGAAAAGUGUAGAUUGGUAGCUUUGAAUAAGAUUGCCAAAAUCUUUCCAAUCUAUUUGAAUAUUACUGGUGAUAUUAAAGUACAGGCGGAGAGUGCAACAAAUUGCCUUCUCGUAGGAAAAAAUGUGGCGUGUUUUAGCGAUGAUCCCUCCAGUUCUUUGAAACAAUAUCUUUGGAAUGAAGAACGUGGUCUACGCAAAAAGGUCUUUCAAUACUGCACUGAUAUAAACAAAGACAGAGAUGCUGUGCUUUGGAGUACACUAGUGAGGACAUUUUUUAUUGAGCUUAAAAACCCCACAGAAAAAGUCAUGCAUUUACAUGAGAAAUAUCAUUUUUAUGCGCAAAAAUGUUCUCAAGAACUGAUUGUGUUUAGAGAAUCACUUCAAAAGCUCGACAACCAAUGCCGUGACGAGCCCAACGUAAUGAAGGAAAUGAAAAAGUUUUUGCUAGAAAAGGGACCUCUAUCGAAAUGUUAUCGACUGUUGUUAGCGAAUAUGUUGAACGUCAACAUAAGAACAUACAUUAGAGGUGAUGGUGAAAACAAGUUCUCUUUGAACGACAACCAGAACCCAGAAGCAAAUGAAGUUAUUCAUCUCCUUUUAACUGAUGACGGUUUGCAUGAAAUAUUCCUCGAUAAGGCUCGUUUGGAAAUGGAAGUAGAAAGACGACUCAAAAGUCAAAUGUUUUAUAAAAUUUUAGCAGAAGUCGAACCACUGCGCAGAAAGCAAGAGUUCAACGAAUACUUUCCUAAACUAUCGAAAUUCAUUGAAAGAAUGAACGGUGUUACAAGAGAUGAUCUGUAUGAAGUCGAGACCAGCAAAAAUAAACGACCGGUUAAAAGUCAAGAAGAACGGAAAAAUGACAAAGCUCUUCGAGACCGAAAACCUCCUCGAGAUUCUUUUAAAUGCGCAUCCUUUGAAAAUCUUUCUGAAGACAAUUCCCUUUUCCGUAGCAAAACUUAUCUUUCUUGUCCUGAUUUACUAAAAGCUUACGAAUAUACUGGGCUAUAUUUAGAUCAGAUGGAAGAUCUUAAUGAGAUAAUGAAAUACUUUCCAGAAGAACGCGAAAAACAAGAAAUAGCGGAGAAAUUCCAUAAAAUCUCGCAAUAUAUUGGGUAUCCAGAAAUUGUGCACAAUAUUCAAAGACGUUUUGCCUGCGAGGGUAGACAUGUAUCAUACGAGGAAAUAUCCUGUUUGAUUAACUCAGUCUUGUCUACCUUCACCGAUCGCGAAGAGCAUUUAAAUAUUGUUUCCUGGAUUGCUGCUGCGUUUUCACAGCAAAAUUGGAUCGAUGAGUUAUUGUUAUUGAAGAUUGAAGAUUUCUUGAAAAUGCAGAUAGCGGAUAAAAAGGAAUGGAGAGUUUAUUUGUCAAACAUCAAAAAUAAGAAGCUGUUGGUGAUGCUUCAUGAAAAACUAGAUGCUUUGUCUCCUGGCUCCUCGGUCUCUUACCAGUGUUUUGCUGAUAUUUUCUAUCUGCUCAGUAAAAUUCCGCAUGAACCUUUACGUUUAGAACCUGUGGAAAUAAGCGAGUGGCCAUAUGUUUUGAGAGAAAAGUAUUGGAUAUUCAAGCUUUCUACAUUAACUGGAUCCCAGGGGGAUGACUUCACAGACCUUUUAUAUUAUCUGCUCUCUGUAGAAAACUCCUGUGGAACUGAUUUGACGGAAAAAUUAAUACAAGCAAUUGAAAACGCAAAACGAGAAGAAACUAUGUUUUCAGAAAAACUCAUGCACAUUUUGUGCAAUUUUCAAGAUGAAAAGUGGACCCUAAACGCACAAGUUAUACAAUCUAUCUCUCACAGCGUCACUAUUGACUCAUGGAUGGAUGUAAUGGAGAAGGCGUUUAUAUCGGAUGGCAAAAAUCGCAACAUGAAGCAGCUGAUUGACUUGAUAAAAAAUAAUGGGAACACUUCGAAGAAUAUUAUAGAUUCUUUGCCAACAAUUUCCAUUUCUGGUGCUGUAAAAAUGGGAAAGACAGCAUUUACGAGAGAGGAAAUAAAGACAUAUGCAUACACAUUCAGAGAUGCUAUUCGUGCAGGGAACAGAACCAUCCGCGAUAGCUUAGGUGAAAUACUGUACGUAAUCGAUAAAGCAAUUGAAUUAGAACGUGGCGUCACUCUUCGCGAUACUCAAAAGUUAGCUAUUUUAUCCUUAACGUCCAAUCCCCGAAAUACACUUGCACAGGUGUCGACUGGAGAAGGAAAGUCAUUAAUUGUUGCAGCGACCGCGAUUAUAAAAGCUCUUCAGGGCAAGAAGGUUCACAUAGUAACCAGUUCAACGGUGUUGGCCAAACGCGAUGCUGAGGAGAAUGCAAAGAUUUUUAACAUUUUUGAUGUGUAUGCUUCCCACAAUUGUAAUGAAGAUAUUGAAAAGCGGAAGGAAGCUUAUUCUAACAAUCAGGUGAUUUACGGUGAUUUGAGUAACUUCCAACGUGACUAUCUUUUGGAUCGAUUCUACGGAAAGCGUGUAUUGGGUGACCAUGAUUUAGAGAACGUAAUCAUAGAUGAGGUAGAUAGCAUGUUACUGGACAAAGGAAAUAAUAUGCUGUAUUUAUCGCAUAAUCUUGCUGGAUUCGACAAGCUAGAGCCCGUGUAUAUCUUUAUAUGGCAGUGGAUUAAUCGCCCAGCAGCAGAUAGUAAGGAAUUAUCAGCCGCACUUGACACCGGCGCUAUCAAGGAAGCUGUUUUGGAUGAAAUUUACAUUAGAAUCCACAAAACUGAAAUUGAUGAGCUUUAUGCAGAACUGAACGAACGGCAAAAGCUCACAAUAUGGGCACGUAUGAUCGAUGCUAACAUAAUCGAUGAAUGUGGAAACAUCUUAAAGGAAAAUAUUAUGGAAACAGAUAUUGAUGGAAUUGUCCCUUCGAUUCUAGAAUGUGCUACUUCAGUCAAGUAUCGUCUUCUAUACAUUUUGAACGAGUGCAUCGACCGCAUAAGAUCAAUAGCCAUUCCGAAAUACCUUAAACCUUUUGUAGAGCAACACUUGGAAUGCUGGAUUCGUAGUGCAGUUACGGCAUUUUUCAUGAAAAGUGGAGAAGAUUAUGUGGUAGAUUUAGACAAUACUGACACGAGUCAAGACCGCAAUCCUAACAUUAUCAUCAUCGAUAGGGACACAGGAACAGACCUGGCGAAUUCGCAAUGGGACGAAGCCCUUUAUCAGUUUUUGCAGCUCAAGCAUGGGUGCAAAAUUUCGCUGCAAAAUCUAAAAGCUGUUUUCAUUUCCAAUGUUUCCUAUUUCAAAAAGUACAAAACAUUGAAUGGAUUAACAGGAACACUCGGUACAAAAAGGGACCGGGAUCUGUUGCAAGAAAUACACGACGUCGAUUAUGUUAUCAUUCCCACAGCUCAAUCGAAACAAUUUCAUGAAGAAAAAUCCAUUGUAAGCCCCACUAAAGAGGAUUGGAAAAAACAAAUUCUUUACGAAGCUAAACAAAUUACUAAUGAGCAGAAGCGCUCGGUUUUGAUCAUAUGCGAAACAGUGAACGUGGUGAAUGAUUUAUACCAACUGUUUGGGGGACGAAAGGAAACAAAUGUUCAUACUUACACGAGGGAUUAUGAGCAAUUUGAAGUAGCCAAAGAUGGCCAUAAACUAAACUCCGGACAAGUUAUUAUCGCGACCAACCUUGCGGGCCGUGGAACAGAUAUUAAAAUAAGUGACGAAUUAAAUCAAGCCGGUGGCUUGCAUGUUAUAUUGACUUACCUACCGAACAACAUACGAAUAGAGCAACAAGCAUUUGGCCGUGCAGCUAGAUGCGGUGCGAAGGGAUCAGGAAAGUUAAUCAUUUUUAACCCAAAAGGACAAGAAUCCGUUUCUACUAAAAUACUGGAAUUGAAAACCAAUCGCCAUAAACAAGAUUUGAAUCGUUUGGCAGAAUGCAAAGUGUUUUACGACAUCCAAAUUACAGCGGAAGAGGAAUGUUUCGAAAAAUUCAACGCGGAAUACGGUAGAUUAAAAAGAGAUCUUGCCAGCAAAGAAGUACCGAAAGGAUUGCAAGACUUACUGUUGGAAAGCUGUUUGGAUAAAUGGGCUUACUGGUUAGAUGAGAACAGUAAAUGGAUAAAUACCAGUCACAAUAGCCUCGGCAAAACCAAAUAUCAAAUUGCGUUGAAAGCAUUCAUUCAACAGUUGAAAAGUUUAUCAACAGGAGCAACAGAGUGUUCCGUUUGGGACAAAGUAAAAGCAAUAAGCCCAACAAAGAAACUCGUGUAUGAUAGUAGCUGUUGGAUCGAAUGGGUUAAAGACAAUCCACCUCAAAUGGUUAAACUGGGCAAGUAUCUCUCUCAAAAUUUAAAAGAGUUUAACAAUACUUAUGACACUGCUAUCGAGCUUUUUGACGGCGUUAUACGAGGGGAUCCCAAUUUUUCGGAAGUGGCUCGGUACUAUAAGGCUUCGGUACUGAUUAAGCAAGUCGAGAGUGGUGGCGAGAGUAUCAUCAAUUCAGUCAAGACCGAAUUUAGACUAGCCGCAAAGUUAUUUGAGAUGCGCAUCGAACAACACUCUAAAGCAGCUAGCAUCAUUGGUAACAUCAAGAGUAACAAUACCGAAAGCCUCAUUCAAAUCAACGCUUUUGAGGAUCAACAGCGCCAUUUCAUGGAACUCUACAACGAGUUUAUAACAACUAUUAACAACAUUUUAGGGCACCCAGUAUCGUCCGACUGCUUUGUGAGUCAAAUACCUUCGAUUAACAAACAGUUGGCCAACGCAAUAUUUGCAGAGUUGCUUCACAACAAGGUUUUAAAACCUCCAAUGGUAGGCAAAGAGCUCUUUGAAAGAGACCUCAAAGUGUUAUGUGACGAGUAUGGAGUGUCGGUAAACUUACUACAAAAUACCAUCAAAGCAUGGGGCGAGAAACAGAUUAAUGAAAAGGGGUUUAUAAAACAUCUAGAACAAUGUAUUCCAAUACCGAAUCGUCAUCAGUUCUGGACGAUGUUGGUAGAAAAGAAUGUCCUCUGCGAUAAUAAACAAUAUGUCGCCAUUCGAAAGGUUCGACUUGAAGGUAUUGAUACCGAUUUAAUCGAAUCAUUGCUGAAACAGGUUAAGAAAGAGCACAAGGAGGACCUUCUAAACCUUGGUGAUGGUCAACAAUUGCUUUACGCUGAUUGGACGGAGUUAGAGAAAGAUAAUCAAUUGAUUUUUGAAAAUGAAUACUUCAGACAACUUGUUGGUCAAAGGAAGUAUGAAGAAUGGAACGAAUUGGAAGCGCUGUCGUUGAAUAAUAAGGCCAACAUAAACCGCAAUCAACUCGAGAACGUCCGCUUCGACGCUUUUGAUUCAAUUCGGUCAGAAGACUUUGCUAAUGUAGGCAUAGUUUUAUCUGAGGCGGAAGAUAUUAUAGCCGAGUUAGUAAAACAAAACGUACUUGUGAAGGAACCUGCAUCUAAAGAUAAUGUUUACAGGCCAACAGGCAGUCUUGCUGAAAUCAGUGACGAACAAUUCACAUUCUUCGCCGGUUAUAAACAAAUUGUCAAACAGCUAUUGUCAUGCAGUUUCGCUUACAGAAUCGCCUUUGAUAAUAUGGCAAAAUGUUGGAAGGAAGGAAUCAGACAGACGGAAUUGGGUUUAACGAUUAACCCUCAUCGAGAUUUGAUGAUGGACCUUUUUGAAAAACAUAUUAUAGUUCCGUCCUCAGUAGAUUCAAAGGAAAAAACGUUGGAUACAAUAGUAGAAAAGAUGUGUAAAAAUAGCUCAAGUACGUGUUUAAACAACGCAGAAAUCAUCAAACACAUCACUAACAUUCUAAAUAAUUUAAGCAGCAGCCUCGAAAGGUUGGAAAUGCUGGAUGGUAGUCUCAAACCACUUCCUGGGUUUUCUGGAUUAACGGAAGAGCAGCAAAUAUUUGAACUAAAUGGGUUAAACUGUGUACUGCAGUGUAAAGAAAAAAAAUGGACAAAAAAAAUGCUCUUCAAUACAUUAUGUUUAUCAUGUAUUGCCGUUGGUCAGAUAGCAUUUGGAAUUGUUACGUCACCCAUAUUUAUUGGAUCCAGUUUUAUUGCGGAAGGUGUUAACGACAUAAUAUUUGCUAUUCGGGCAAUGCAAACUGGUUAUUUUAGUUGGGCAAAUUAUUGGGACCAAAAAUGGAAAAGCAUUCUAGUGACGGUAUGCACUGCUGGUAUUUUUUAUGCGGCAAAGCAUUGUUUCAAAGUAUUGAGAUACGGAAUGAAAGCAUACAAAGCGCUCUCGUUUGAUAAAGUAUCAAGUGCGGUUCAAGGUCAGCUAGCUAAAAUCGCUGCUCAGCAGGAAAUAACCAGCAUUACAAAACGGGUAAUAGUUGACGCUGCAAGCAGAAUAGCGUUGGCACUCGGCAAUGCCGCAAUAGAAAAUAUUGUUCAAUCAUAUCUGCAUUCACUAUGCAAAGAAAUUGGGUCUUCAAUUACGUCAGAUAUUAAUGAAGCGGUAGAAAGUCACUCUAUUGCCGGCACUCUACGGCAAGCUUUCGAUACCCUGGGUGAAGCACAGGCUAGGCAAAUGAUCACGAAUUGCACGCAAAACUAUUUUAAUGAAACUUCAGAGGAAAGUGCAUUUAAAUCAAUCAUUGUCGGUAUUAGUAUGGGGUUGAAUGAUAAAUGUAUGGAUGCUUUGGGUACAACUCUGGCCGACAAAAAUAUCUGCAAUAAUCCAGCGCAGAUCAUUAGAACUUUUUCUACCUUGCUUACAUGGAGCGACCGAGUGUAUCAAUUAAGCAAGAUCAAAUCGGAAACCAAUCUUGUGUUGGGUGAUCUGGAUAAAAAUAUAAAACAUAUUCUUAAAAAUCAAACUAAUAUGCGAAAGGUAGCUGCAGAAAAGCAAAAUAAUACAAAAUAUGAUAGGUUUAAAAAAGAUGUUAUCGAACAAUGGAAAGUUGCCUUUCAUGAAAGGGUAGGUAAAGUCGUAGAAACUCAUCUGGUGACACCACUUCUUCAAUCAGCGGCGGAAUACUUGACCAAAUCCGCAUUAAAGGUGCUUAAAUACACCAAAAAUCGCAUUAGGGGCCACAAGGAAAGAAAGUAUCGCAAGCGCUACGAGAAAUUAAAGCGAAAAUAUAAACACCAAAAACGAAGGGUUCGCCUAUCAAAAGAUAGAAAAAAUAGGAAAAAUAUGAGACAAAAAAUUAAAAAAAGGUAUCAUAAGAGCUUACUCAAACUAAUGAUGAAAACACGAAGUCCCGAUUUAAUGGCCGAUUUGUUUAAAGAAAAUGUGCCCAUGGACUUUACGUGUGUUGCUGCCUGCCCUGCCUUGUUGAGCAGGAUAACAAUGGAACGUAAUAUAAAAAUCGUUGUUGAAGGACCUGAUGGUAAGGAUCAUGAAUUCUCUUCCAAUGCUCUAAACAAUACCGAGGAAAAGAUCAUUCGACUAAAGCUUAAAGAUAAUCAUUUCACCCUUUGCGAAGAAAGUAUGAAUCGGAGUGGUGAUUUCGAUGGCUCUAACAAUAGUUGUUUGUAUGUAGCAAUGAUGCAGGCCAUGCCAGAAAUGAACAUGUCUGCAAAAGAUUUUAGGAAAGCUGUAGCAAACUGCAUAAGAAACGACCCAGCAAUUCGUAGAUCUAUUGAAAAGGGUUAUCAUCACAAAUUACUAGCGAAAGGAUUCUAUGGCGGAAGGGCUCCAGAGAAAGAAAACAACAUGCUGGAAACAGAAAAGAGCAGAAAGCAAGAUAAAACAGAGAAAGAAACAAAAAAAGAUCAAAAGAAUUCAAUGAAGAAAAGAAUUAAAGCUGUUGGACGAAAAAUAACCAACGUAAUUUUUCGCGAUGUGGAUUCAUCAGAGUACGCUGAUGGGGAAGUGCAUGAAGGAGAUGAUCAUUUCGUUUGUCGUUUUAAACAAACGCUAUGUGCCAAAGGGGUGAUUGAUAGUGCAUAUUCAGAAUACUUGGAUUUAGAUUAUGUAGUUACGGGUGGAGGAAGCAAAGGGCAGGAUCGAACAAGCGGCAAAGGAGCGGAAGGUGUAGAUGCUGCACAUUUACUUAGAGUUGGCGGAAUCAAUCCUAAAUUGAAUAACACUGACCAUGGAACAAUUUUGAAAAACUUGAGUUACAAAACGCAGAAUGUCAAUCAGUGCCAUAACCGUAGGAAAGUACCCAAGGAUAUUGAUUCAUUGCAAUCACAGUUUUUAAUGAAUUCUCCUCCAAUUAUUAUAAAUGGGGUCUUUAAUUCCUCUGCUAAUCAAUUGAAAAAGUUUAAGAAAGAUUUUGUGGCUAUCUUGGAAACUGGAAUUAAAUCCGACCAUACAAACGCACAAGUUUAUCAAAAUACGAUUUCUCAAAUUAAGCCAAUUGGUUUAAAAAAAAUGAAACGUGUUGUGAAAGACGCCAAUAAUUUUGUUGGAAAAGUAGAAAACUACAUGCCAAACUCGUCCAAACCGGUUAAAUGUAAAACACCUAAAACGAAAGCUAAGAAAACCGAGAAACGAAGGUACGAAAACGAGGAAUAACCGAUUUCGAAUAAUCGAAUAGGGUGCAUAGCCUUUCAUCAAUAGCCCAGAAUCCGAUGAUAUCGGACCUCAACCGUUGACCUUCGGCAAAGCCCGUUCCCAUCCCCCCCCCCCCCCCUUAAAAACUUCCCAAGGG